Molecule: messenger RNA, 1046 nt
Organism: Rosa chinensis
Lineage: Eukaryota; Viridiplantae; Streptophyta; Magnoliopsida; Rosales; Rosaceae
Product: rac-like GTP-binding protein ARAC7
Exons: 7
Coding region: 102-704 (200 amino acids)
Biological process (GO): establishment or maintenance of cell polarity; small GTPase-mediated signal transduction; cortical cytoskeleton organization
Cellular component (GO): cell projection; cytoplasmic vesicle; cytoskeleton
Molecular function (GO): GTP binding; protein kinase binding; GTPase activity
Source: RefSeq, a predicted model, not a curated record
CUUCUGGGUUUCCUUAAAGGACAUAACUUUUAUUGAAGAUUAUACAAGUCCCAGUGCUUUUAGCUAAAGAGCUACUGUUUUGAAUUUGUGGGGUUGAAAGAAUGAGUGCUUCAAAGUUCAUUAAAUGUGUUACUGUUGGGGAUGGAGCUGUAGGGAAGACCUGCAUGCUAAUUUGCUACACCAGCAACAAGUUUCCUACUGAUUAUAUACCCAUAGUGUUUGACAAUUUUAGUGCAAAUGUGGCUGUGGAUGGAAAUAUUGUCAAUUUGGGGCUAUGGGACACUGCAGGUCAGGAGGACUACAGUAGGUUUAGGCCACUAAGUUACAGAGGUGCAGAUAUAUUUGUGUUGGCUUUCUCUCUAAUUAGUAGAGCUAGCUAUGAGAAUGUUCUUAAGAAGUGGAUGCCAAAACUUCGCCGAUUUGCGCCUAAUGUUCCAAUUGUCCUUGUUGGGACAAAGCUUGAUCUUCGUGAGGACAUGCACUAUCUAGCUGAUCAUAUGGGAUCGAACAUCAUAACUUCUGCUCAGGGAGAGGAGUUAAGAAAGCAAAUAGGAGCCGCAGCUUAUAUUGAAUGCAGCUCUAAGACCCAACAGAAUGUCAAAGUGGUGUUUGACACUGCCAUCAAGGCUGUUCUUCAACCUCCAAGAAGGAAGGAUAUAGUUAAGCAGAAAAGGCACCGAAGGUCUGGUUGCUCAUUUGUGUAAGUAUUUCUUGCAUCCCUAUGAUGUUUUCUGUUGCUCCAAUGUCUUUUUCUCUAGGAUAAUAAACAUGACAAGUAUCCCCUCCAGACUGAUUUGUUUCAUCAACCAGGUAACAAAUUCAUGUGAGAACAUGGAAGAAAAAGUAAAAAUAACUUCAUUUACAAUAUCAAAUAUGCCAAAAGACCUCAUAGGACAAAAGUGGUUAGAAUCUGUAUCUUUCCUUCCAUUAAAUGCUUGCUUUUGUUAAAAAACAAAAUUCCAUUAAAUGCUUUGCUUGCUUCGGUUCAUUGCCGUAGUCUCUCCUGUGGUCCAAGGAACUAAUAUGAAAAGACAUGAAGAUACCAG